This is a messenger RNA of Arabidopsis lyrata subsp. lyrata, 868 nucleotides long. RefSeq names its product F-box protein At2g21930. Bases 131 to 463 code for a protein of 110 amino acids. Lineage: Eukaryota; Viridiplantae; Streptophyta; Magnoliopsida; Brassicales; Brassicaceae. The record is from RefSeq and is a predicted model, not a curated record. The transcript is spliced from 3 exons.
AAAUAUCAUAGAGAAAGGGCACCCGCCAGAUCCUAGAGUCAGUACAGUCGCACCUGCGACAAUAUCCUUCCUCAAAGAUGUUGGUGCCUGGAAAUACAUUGAACAACAGCGACAUGGAUAUUUUGAUAAAAUGCAGGUACGUAGAUCUGAAAAUUUUGAUCUUAUAAGAAUACCGAAGACAGCAACGCUUAUCAAGCUGACAAGAUACGAGGGAAAGCUUGCUGUCAUGUCUUUUGGACCUGCUGGACAUGCUUCUACUGGUAAGAUCGAUUUGUGGGUUCUAGUGGAUGCUGCGAAACAUGAAUGGUCCAACCAGGUUUCUGCUUUAGAUCUUGGGAUAACUAAAUGGUUCUUGCAAGCCUUUUGUAUCACUGAUGCAGGUGAGUUUGUUUUGGGACCAAAAACUUCGUAUGCAUGUUCACGACUUUUUAAUGUUCUGUAUUAUGAUCCCAAGAAAAAAUAGUGUGAAAAAAGUCUCCAUAGAAGGACUCAUCACAAAAGAUAUGGGGAUAAGUCUACAACCUCUAUCUUCUCUGGUCAGGUUGAGAAUCUCAUGUUUCUCUAAAGAGUUGUGUCUUGUUAGUCUAGAGGGCGAUAUGGCUUCGCGGGUUUUUCAUAAUCAUCUCCACUGAAAAUGCAUGUUUGUUCUUCGGUUGUAGUUGAGCUUCAUCUAGUCACUUGGGAGAUUUCAUGAUAUAUUGUAUAUUUUUGGUUAAUAUUUUGUUUUAUGUUCAUAGUCUCAGCUUUGCCUCUGGGUGCUUAGUUUAGUGUUACUGCAAGUUUAUAAUGUUCAAGUAGUCUCUCUGUUUUGAACUUGUGCAUACUCUCUGUUUUGUAAACUAUGACAAAAUAUUCAUUUCCUAGCUAA